Molecule: messenger RNA, 951 nt
Organism: Patiria miniata (bat star)
Lineage: Eukaryota; Metazoa; Echinodermata; Asteroidea; Valvatida; Asterinidae
Product: vegetative cell wall protein gp1-like
Exons: 3
Coding region: 1-951 (316 amino acids)
Source: RefSeq, a predicted model, not a curated record
AUGGCUCAGCAAGUUCCUUCCUGCCCCAUUCCCUUUGAUCCUCACCUGCCUCCACACGCCCUUGGUCCCUCUCCUGGCUGUUUCAUCCCUCCCUUCUUAACCCCCGUAGUUCCUUCCUGCCCCAUUCCCUUUGAUCCUCACCUGCCUCCACACGCCCUUGGUCCCUCUCCUGGCUGUUUCAUCCCUCCCUUCUUAACCCCCGUAGUUCCUUCCUGCCCCAUUCCCUUUGAUCCUCACCUGCCUCCACACUCCCUUGGUCCCUCUCCUUGCUGUUUCAUCCCUCCCUUCUUAACCCCCGUAGUUCCUUCCUGCCCCAUUCCCUUUGAUCCUCACCUGCCUCCACACUCCCUUGGUCCCUCUCCUGGCUGUUUCAUCCCUCCCUUCUUAACCCCCGUAGUUCCUUCCUGCCCCAUUCCCUUUGAUCCUCACCUGCCUCCACACUCCCUUGGUCCCUCUCCUGGCUGUUUCAUCCCUCCCUUCUUAACCCCCGUAGUUCCUUCCUGCCCCAUUCCCUUUGAUCCUCACCUGCCUCCACACUCCCUUGGUCCCUCUCCUGGCUGUUUCAUCCAUCCCUUCUUAACCCCCGUAGUUCCUUCCUGCCCCUUUCCCUUUGAUCCUCACCUGCCUCCACACUCCCUUGGUCCCUCUCCUGGCUGUUUCAUCCAUCCCUUCUUAACCCCCGUAGUUCCUUCCUGCCCCAUUCCCUUUGAUCCUCACCUGCCUCCACACGCCCCUAGUCCCUCUCCUGGCUGUUUCAUCCCUCCCUUCUUAACCCCCGUAGUUCCUUCCUGCCCCAUUCCCUUUGAUCCUCACCUGCCUCCACACGCCCUUGGUCCCUCUCCUGGCUGUUUCAUCCCUGUUUUGUGUUUCUCUUUCCACUCUUGCUCUGUGCAACAAAUUGGGUCAAGUCUGUUGGACCGUAACAACGAGGAGUACCAACUGAACAGGUAG